This is a messenger RNA of Sodiomyces alkalinus F11, 384 nucleotides long. RefSeq names its product Glyoxalase/Bleomycin resistance protein/Dihydroxybiphenyl dioxygenase. The transcript is spliced from 2 exons. The coding region runs from base 1 to 384 and encodes 127 amino acids. The record is from RefSeq and is a predicted model, not a curated record. Lineage: Eukaryota; Fungi; Ascomycota; Sordariomycetes; Glomerellales; Plectosphaerellaceae.
AUGCCCAUCGACCACGCAGGCGUCUACGUCCCCAAACCCAUCUUCCAGAAGACCCUGGACUGGUACGUCGCCGCCCUAGCCCCCAUCGGCUACAAGAUCAUGGCCAAACCCACCGAAUCCAACAUCGGCCUCGGCAAGACCGUCCCAGACUGGUGGCUCGGCGCCACGGACAGCGAGUCCUCGACCCCCGCCCACAUCGCCUUCACCGCCGAAGACCGCGCCACCGUCGACGCAUUCCACAAAGCGGCCGUUGCUGCCGGUGGUACAGACCACGGCGGCCCCGGCUUGCGUCCCGAGUACCAUCCCAACUAUUAUGGCGCCUUUGUCGUCGACCCGGCCGGCAACAAUAUCGAGGUUGUGUGCCACCUCCCCGCGUCUUCUUGA